Messenger RNA from Neocloeon triangulifer, 1687 nucleotides. RefSeq lists its product as uncharacterized. The transcript is spliced from 6 exons. Gene Ontology annotation, molecular function: protein binding. Lineage: Eukaryota; Metazoa; Arthropoda; Insecta; Ephemeroptera; Baetidae. The record is from RefSeq and is a predicted model, not a curated record. The coding region runs from base 240 to 1193 and encodes 317 amino acids.
GCUCUUAACGCCACCCCAAUUUCUUGUUUUUUUUUUGUCAGCACCCAUCUUUGUUUUGCACGGAACCAGACACCAGGCUGCAUGCGAACCUUAUUUUGUGUUGGACAAACUUGAUCCUGAACUGGACUGUAACUUGUGACAACUGAAAUUGACUAGGCAUCUUUUGUUUCCCUCCAACUGGUUCGCAUCAUGGCCAAUCCAGGCAAAUUCGGCUGAGAGGUUGAUUGCCCGAUUCGACGAUGUGGAAAUUCCUCGUCAGAGGUGUCAGGGAGUCUUUCGGAAGGUGCGGAGAACGAGCUGUAGGGACAGCGUGCGAAGGAAAUGGCUUCGCAAACAACGCCAGACCUGGCAAGGAAGGCCCCAAAAACCAGGAUGCCGGCUCGAAUAAUAAUUCCGACUCGCAGUUCGACGCCGUCGCCGCCGAGAAUGCCCUCUGCUCUCAAAGUCUGCUCAAAGGACUGGGGCUGAGCACGGUUGUGUGGUUCACAAAGUUUGCCCGAGACUGGCACUACCUGAAGGCGCAACGAGCAAACAAUUUCUACCUGCCUGAACUCGACCGUCCGGAGAAGCAGGGUGGCUGUCGCUACAAGUGUCUCUUGCAAAUUUUGGCUGGAAUUGCCAAAGCUCAGCCCAAAGGUCCGCAGGAUGCAGGCAAGGACGCCAGUUUGGAGUCUCUGGAGAGUUCGAUCCUGUCCAGUGUCGUGGCUGACGAGCAAAUCAGCUCCGUCAACAACAAGGAGCUGAUGGAAGCUACGAAUGGACUGGGAGAAAUAAGCAGCAACAUCGAGAAUGUGCUCGGCGUUUAUUACUACGACCACUACCAACCUGAGAGGGCCUUGAAGAACUUCAAAAGGGCUUGGUCGAGGGGAAACGUCAAAGCGUGCUACAACUUGGGUCUUUGCUAUGAAUUGGGAGUUGGAACUGAACCCAAUCCUGGAAAGGCCGUUGAGUAUUACCAGAAAGCUUCGAACUUGGGCCACGUCCAGGCCGUGUACAACCUCGGGGUCUAUUACGCCCAAGGCAGGGGUGGUUUGCCGAGAGACCCGAUUCGUGCGCGGCAGCUGUUCAACGAGGCGGCCAACAAAGGCCUCAUCCAAGCCAAGGCCGCCAUCAACGAGUUGUCCUGCCCUGCCGAGACCCGUCUCGAAAGUCACCCAGCAACGAGCCUUCAACCCGUGACUGUCGGCACCUAGCAUCGUAGCGUUUUUAGAUUUAGAAUUAUUUUGUACUUCAGAGUGCCAUGGACUGUGACUUAGGGAUUUUGAUCUGAAUAUUUUGUGACGAAAACUAUUAUUAUACUGAUCGGUGAAUUUUUUAUAAAAAAGAAAGAAAAUUAUUCCCCUUUACUUGGUCAGUAUUUUCCUUUUAUUUUACAUAAUUUAACUUUAAUUUUAAACCGCGUAUUAUUUUAAGACAAAGCUCAGAAUCCCUACAAACCCUUUCAAAUGAGUUGUUUCAUUUUGUGAUGCAGAUUUUGUUCAUUGAAACAUUGUAUAUUUUUCUUGCUCGCCAACAACUGCCAAAAAAACACACUAUCAUUUCAUCGAUUUGAGCUGUUAGACAGCAAAUUGUUAAACCGAUCAUGAAAAAAAUGUGUAUUAAAUUUGCCCCGUUGCCAAAAGCAAUGUAUUGAAUCCUAUGGAAUUGGAAAAUUCUUGUAAUUUUCAAUAAAAAUUAUAAAAUUUUG